ACCGUUUCCUAGCAACCAGGCAAAAGCAUCUGCGUUCAGGAUGACUUUGAGCAGCAGCUCAAGCCUUCCAAUGCUCAAGCCGGCCUGCAGGUACCAGGAAGAACAGAAGGGCCACAAUUAGCCUCCAGUUGUUUCUAGGCUUUGCAGAAAUUGCUCUUCCUAAAGCCUAUCAGGUGGAGCGCAAGCUACCGGUACCCGCUCAGCCCCGGCCUCCCGUCAUGGAAAAGAGGCUUGUAAAGCAGGAGGUGAAAAGGCUGCUGGGAGAGUACAUUGGCAUCAGACUUCGGGAAAAUGAAUUUGAUCCAAAAGGAAGAGGCCACCUCACCUUUCUAGAUGAGAUGGCCCACUAUGACUUGGCCGCCAGUGUCGCUUGUCAAUGGCUAGAUCCCUCAGAAGAUUUAACUUGGCUGCAGUGGGAGAAACUGAAAACGCCGCUUCAUGGCAGACCUCUGUAUCCAAACCGAAAAGAGCGAGAAGCGGUGAUCUUAUCAUCUUACGCUGGAGUCUUAAUGAACAGUAUCCCAGUUGAGGAAGUCCUUAGAAUCUACGGGGCUCAUUCUUCUGCCAGUCCUGAUUCUACCAAGGUCUCCCGGGCUCUGUUACCCCGCCGCUCUCUGCACCCAUUUGCCAUGUUGACAGCACCCAACGCAGCCGAGUGCAACCGCAGACAGAGUGUCAAGUUGAGGAGAGGAGCAAUGGCUAAAAAAACCUCCAGCAGCAAUACAAAGAGAGCACUGGUACCAAAUGGGAAUCCCGGAAAAGGUGCUCGUACACACAGAGCUCAAGAACAGAGAGCCAGCGUGAGAUCACAUACUGCUGUCAGUUGAGAAAUAUAAUUCAUUUUCAGGUCACUUAGAAAUGAGAAAUAGUACCAUGGAUGCAUAGCACAGCCUCCGGAAGCAGACAGGAAGCUUCGCCUUAAAGCUGCGGUUGUCAACCACACACUCUCUGAGCACUUCGCUGUUGCUGUCCGCUGCAUUGGCUCUCAGGCUUGCUCUUGAGUUUUCUUCUCUUGGAAGCACAGCGCACACCUCUAUUUUGGUAAAAGGAAAAAAAAAUGUGUAUAUCCCAUGCUACUUCAUUGUAUGCUUGGAAGACUGAGGGAGCAUUCAGAGGGCGUUCACCGUUUCUGGAUGGGUUUAGACAAUCUGGUUUUGAUACACGUUUUAGCAAAUGUGUAGCUUAUUGCAUAGAAUGCUGGAGAAGGAGGCGGUUUUCCAAAGUUUCAACCCCACAUAAAAUUAAUUUCUCUUUAGCAUACUUUCCGAUAGAGAAAAUGUAAACUCAUUCAAUUUCAAUAAAGUUUGAAAAGAGAAAUGGAUGCUGGCUUUCUCUGGGUAGAAGCCAAUGACUGCCAGGGAAAGAAAAUGGCCUGCUCUUUUGGGGCCCCUCCAGUUUGCAGUAACAACUUCAUCAGAUGAAUGUCAGCACAUUAUACCUCUCCUUUCUUAAGGACCGGGCCAGCCAUCUUUCUGUGGCAUGGUCUUAGUGCCACAUGCAAAGUCAGGUGAGUUUGUUGACCUCUUCUGAAAACAGUAGUGUACUCCCACGUGAGGUUGUGGCUGGGGAGGUCAAUGUGGGCCUUUCUACGAGGUGCUUGACCACAGCUGUACUUGAGGCUUACCAGGAUCCUUGGAACACCAGGAUGGAUGCAGAGGAGGAUAUCAGCGGCCUGUGAUACUCGCCAAGCCUCCAGCUGCCGGGGACUUGGCCCGGUUUGCUUCUGUACAGCCUUGCUAGCUGUGAGAAGAUGCCUCUUGCAGUCUGCGCUUUUACCAUCCAUACAGGUCACGUGAGUGAUGGCUGAGGAUUUUUCAUGUGGGCAUUGUGCCUGCACUACUAACUCUAGUUGGGUGUCUUUUGAGAGACUCCUCAUGGGCAGGAAGCCAAAAUAGGUAUGACUUCACCUCCUCCAUAGGCAUGGACUGGGAUAACAGAAGAUAAUCUGAGGUUGAGUGAUCCUCCACCCCUGCCGUGGAGAAGCACUCUGCAUCAGCUGGCAACAAAUAAGGAAGUUCGCAUGGUGGCCAUCCUGGCUCAGGGAAACUGAUAUUUUCGUGAGGGAAAAUGCAGACAAACCAUAGCACUAAAAAUAAUGCUGGGAAAAGGGUAGUGGCUGAGAGAAUGGAAAAGCCCUUUGCUUGUAUAUAUAUAUGUGUGUGAGAGUGUGUGUGUCUGUGUGUGUGUGUGUGUGUGUGUUUAAGCAUUAACUCAAAAAAUCAUGCAUUUAAAAUUUGAUUUUACUGCUUUCACCCACUGAAUUUGCAAUAUAUAUUUAUAGUAGAAAGUUAAAGAAAUUUUAACAUCAAAAUAAAAAAA
Messenger RNA from Peromyscus leucopus (white-footed mouse), 2319 nucleotides. It is a transcript of the gene C13H2orf80, whose product is annotated as chromosome 13 C2orf80 homolog. Lineage: Eukaryota; Metazoa; Chordata; Mammalia; Rodentia; Cricetidae. Bases 219 to 827 code for a protein of 202 amino acids. The record is from RefSeq and is a predicted model, not a curated record. The transcript has 10 exons.